This is a messenger RNA of Linum trigynum, 6230 nucleotides long. The record is from the annotation of a GenBank genome assembly. Lineage: Eukaryota; Viridiplantae; Streptophyta; Magnoliopsida; Malpighiales; Linaceae.
AUCAGCAACAGGAUCAGGGACAGGUCACAAACAGUUCAUAGCAAUUUUCAACCCUAAAGCAAAAUAUACCAUAUGAUCAAUCGUUUUUCAUAACUCAUAAGUGAUCAACCCUUUUCCAAAUUACGUUGAUUUUUGUCCAGAAGACUGCUAUAUGUUGUUGCUGGAUAAAAAGAAUUGGCACCCAAUUCUUGAUGACGUUUAAAGGCCCUAUGAAAUGACUGUUUAAUAACUUUGUUUGCAUUAUCAAUCACUAAUCCGCUGUAGCAAAUUGGCAAAUUUCUACUUCCUUGAAAUCCGGGUUCAAAUCCCGACAGCGGAAUUUUUCUUUUUGUCCCUUCUUCGUCGUAGGUUACUUGAUCGCAGUCGAGUAUACUACUUAUUAAAAAUACUUAAAAUUGAAAAUUUUGUACGGUACACAAUUGCCUAAAUUUUUGUUGGUCAUGCCGCCAUAGUCAUGUUUUAUUCCUCAGAUUGCAGGCUUGAGAAACCAUUGGUUCGGUAAUCGAACCAAAAAGCCAUCGGGAAUGAAAAAAAUUGAAUCAAUGAAUUUUUUAAACCAAAACCUUUAAAAGCUUAUUUGUUUUCGGUUGACAAUUAUAUAUAUAUAUAUUUUAUUUCGCAAGGAGGAGAAUCAUAUUAUUCUCUAAUUAUACACACUCUCCAAGUUCACCUACAUAGUACAACAGUAACUUGAAAAUCAUAGUAAAUGGAAUGAGUAAUGUAACAUGAUAAACAUAAAAUUCAAAUUGCACUCAAUGGCUUAGUAACUCGGCGUAUAAUCGAUAACUCGUCUUUGUAUUACGAUCCUUCCUUAAGAUCGAGGUAAACUCCGAAAGUUUAUAUAGUCUUUCAAUCUUCUUUUCUGUAUCAAUCAUUCAAUCUUCUGAUGGUGCAGGUUUCUUCAGGAUCAAUGCAAUAAAAAUUAUAAUUUUAAAUAAAUAAAGGUUCAUAUUGAAAGUAACACUCAACAAACUAAUAGUAUUAACAAGGCAUAUCAUGAUUAAUACUCAAAUAUAUAAAUGGUUAAUAAGUAAAAAUAAUUUAUCAUAUACACUCGAAAUUCACAAUUUGCAGUCCCGAGAAGGUAAACUGCUCCCGGAGUUCAUUCCAAGUACACUACUGAAGCUGCGAAUAUCUUUGAUAGGUUGGUUGCUUGAUUUGAUAGGUUAGUUAACAUCUAGGGUUAGGCUACUAAUUUUCCCUUAAUUCCCUUGUUGAUUUGACAGGUUACGAGAUCGAUCGACUUAAUUCCCAGUUGUUUGAAGUGUACUUAAUUUAUCAGUGGUUGAACUGACUCACUCCAAAUUAAUUAGUUUAUCACCUGCUCCAAAACCAAAUGCUCGCAGUGACAACCUUUUGGAGGUGUAAGGACGGACCACGACGUCUAGUUUUGGUUUGACUAUAUCAAGUAACUAGUGUUCUACACAAUUCUUCCACCCAAGGAGAUUAGCUACACGUAUCCAAUAUUCUUGAAUUAAUGGUUUGACGUAAAACCUCAUAAAUUGAGUUGUACGUCUUUAGGAUGGCCAUGCACUAUAUAAACGUACGUACGUGCAUUGGGAUUUCUCAUUACAAACACCGAAGUCGAGAAAACCCUUUUGAAUCUCUCCGCUGCAUCGUUACUAAACUAAAUUCUUAAUCUUCCUCUCCACAACACCAAAUUAGAAUCACCCGCGCCAUUACUAAUCAGCUCCAGUUAUUGUUCGUUGCUCUGAAGCUGCUUCAUAGACAGUGAUUAAGGAGAAUAUGUCCAACAGAUCAGUCGACGACGAUGGCCGCUCGAUGCGAACUGGUACGUGGGUGACGGCGAGCGCCCACAUCAUCACGGCGGUGGUCGGGUCAGGCGUGCUGUCCCUGGCUUGGGCAAUCGCCCAACUGGGUUGGGUGGCCGGACCGGCCGCUCUCAUCGUCUUCUCUCUCAUCACCCUUUUCACCUCCACCCUGCUCGCCGACGCCUACCGCCACCCGGACCCCGUCACGGGCCAACGCAACUACACCUAUAUGGACGCGGUCCGGGCCCAUUUAGGUGGGGUCAAGGUCCGGCUUUGCGGCCUGGCCCAGUAUGCAAACCUUGUCGGCGUCACCGUCGAUUACACCAUCACGGCGUCUAUCAGCAUGGCGACGGUUCGGAAAUGGAGUUGUUUCCACGAGGAGGACGAGUGCCACGUGUCCACGACGCCGUACAUGAUCAUCUUUGGCAGCAUCCAGCUCAUCCUUUGCCAGGUGCUCAACUUCCACAAGUUGUCGUGGCUCUCCAUCCUGGCCGCCGUCAUGUACUUCACGUAUUCCCUUAUUGGCUUGGGUCUCUCCAUAGCCAAACUUGUUACAGGAGUUGAGGCGAAAAUGACGACGUCGGCGACGGUGUCGGAGGCGGAGAGAUUCUGGAGGAUUUGCCAAGCGAUUGGCGACAUUGCCUUCGCGUAUGCCUACUCCACGGUCCUGAUUGAGAUCCAGGACACCCUGAAAUCGAGCCCCGCGGAGAACAAAGCAAUGAAACGGGCUAGUUUUGUGGGCGUCUCGACUACAACCGUUUUCUACCUCCUCUGCGGCUGUGUGGGCUAAGCGGCGUUUGGAAAACACGCGCCGGGGGAUUUACUCUCCGGGUCUGGAUUCGAUCAUCCGGUGUGGCUACUCAACGUAGCCAACGUCUGCGUGGCUAUCCACCUCAUCGGCGCGUACCAAGUCAGUUCAAUUUAAUUUAAUUAAAUUAAAGCCCUCAAUUAAUUGCCUUAUGUAUAGGUAUCCAUUUAAUUAAUAUAUAUGUGGGGCUGCAGGUGUUUGCGCAGCCGAUUUUCAGCUUGGUGGAGUCCAGCUGUCGUCAGAGGUGGCCAGAGGUCAAGUUCGUGACGACGGACCACCAGAUCACCAUUCCGUUUCUGGGUAGCACGAGCUUCCAGGUCAACUGGUUCAGAGUGAUUUGGAGGUCCGCUUACGUGGCAGUGACGACCGUCUUGGCCACCAUCCUCCCAUUCUUCAACGUCUUGCUGGCCCUUAUCGGUGCAGCUUCUUUUUGGCCUUUGACCAUCUACUUUCCGAUCGAGAUGUAUAUUGCUCGAGAGAAAUUUCCCAAGUUCUCCUUCUCAUGGAUGUCCCUGCAAGCCUUGAGCUUGGUCUGUCGGCUGGUUUCACUCGUCGCAGUAGCUGGAUCAGUCGUGGGUCUGAUACAGUCUCUCAAAACAUACCGCCCUUUUAAGAAUGAAGUAUAAUUAAUUAACAAGUACCACCUUCAUUUUGCUUACUAUAUAUAUAUUUGUACAUUUUAAUUCCUAGAAGCUACUUAAGUACAUAGUUAAGUACGGCUGAAAAUGAUGUUGAUUCCAAUAUAGAACACGAGAUAGAGUUAAUCAAUUAUGUUGGAAUUGAUAAAAGAUGCAACAAAUAUAUACACGGAAAAGCAAUGAUGUUAAUAAUUAGCCUAACUCGUUGCAUUGGGAAAGUAGGAGCACUGAGCAACAUCCAACAGUACUUACCGUGCUUCUGGUUUGCACUAAAAUGCCUUAAGUAGUUUACAGGGUAAAUAAACAUCUCGGGAUAGAAAUUAAGAAAAGUUGACUGGUCAUUCUCUAGAGUUCUGCAACAUUUCUCUAAGGUCGGUCAAUUCAAUUGCUUAACUCCACAAAUAUUCUCAUAUAUCAUUGAUUAACGAGUACCAGCCUUUUAGCUUGUUUGGGAGCUUUGUGGUUCAGGUGUUUGAGAGCAUUUUCUUUUUUCAGAUUCUUUUGUUUGCUGUCUUUUGUUGGUGCACUUGGAGGGUAGCUAUGUGCUGAUUUUUUUGUUGUUUGUUGGUUGUGUUUUCAAACUCUUAAUUUUUAGUCUUUUUCCGUUAUUAAUAUUAUUUCACCCUUAUAAAAAAAACGUACCAGCCUUUUAAGGAUGAAGUAUAAUUGAUUAACAAGUACCGCCUUAAUCAUGCUCCGUUGCUAUGUACUAAUUUGCACAUUCUGAUUCCUAGAAGCUAAGUGCAUAGUUAAGUUUGACCCGGUGGUAGUACAUAGCUAUCUAUAUAUAGUCAAGCAAAAUGAUGGUGAUGUCAAUAUUGAACAUGAGAGCUAAUCACUUAUAUAUGUUGGAAUUUAUAUAAGAUGCAGGAAAUAAAUACACGGAAAGCAAUGAUGUUAAUAGUUUCCUGUUACUAAUUAUACGAGAAAUAAACAUAUAUCGGGCAAAGAAAUUAAGAAAAGUUGAAAUAUGUACAUUUCAUUCAAAUUUACAGGUUGAACCAAUUCAAAUCCACCCGUUCCUUACCCGACCUCAUAGGGUUCAAGUGUUUAAUGAUUGGAAUUUAUAUAUGGUGCAUUGGGAAAGUGAAGUUUACACAAGAAAUAAACAUAUCGGGCAACGAAGGUGAGAUCCGACAUGCCACAAGGAGCGGCCCAAUUGGUGCAAUAAUGUAUGCAGUAUGCAUGAGAGCCCAAACCAAGAGGCUUAAAAAAAUGUACCUACUAACUUACUAUGAGUCACGUACUCACGUGUUGGUUUGUAACAGGAUUACUAAACUUGUGGCUACGAUUAGGAUUCUCUUAGUCACAUAAUUAUCUAAAUCUCAGCCCUUCCACUUCAUUAAAAUCAAACCGCUCGUAUUAAUUUAAUUUAAUUUAAUGAAGGACAAUAUGGUAAUUGCAAGAUUAUUUUAUAAUUUUAAAUUAUUAUGAAGUAAAUAAAAAACCUCUCAUUGCGUUUCGUCAACGUCCGAUCGUCCCUUCCGGUCAGACAAUUUUUCGGCCCUCACUAGCUUUGCCUAUCCUUUUCAGGGAACAUUUGCCAUUUCCCCACUUCAGCGGAGAGAAAGAGAGAGAUUUUUUCCAACAACCGGAGGUGGCUAUUUCGGCGGCCGAAGACUGCGAAUGAGGAUUUUUUGGCGACAGUGCUGUUUGUGAUGUUUGUCGAUCUAUUUUAUAAUGUUCAUAAAUCCGAUCUAUGAUGUUUAUGUAAUUUCGGUCUGUAUUGUUUAUGAUUCUUAUUUGCCAUGUUUGUCUAUUAUAUUUGUAAUGUUUAUAUUACUAUUUUGUAUAUAUUGUAAUUUGCAAUGUUUGUUUGUGGAGUUUGUACACUUUUAUGUUAUGAUUUGUAUACUUUGUAUUCAUUGGUUUGUUAUACAAGUUUAUCGAUUUGUAUUGUAAGUAGUGAUAUUCUGUACGGUUAGUAUGCUUUGUACUGUUUGCCGGUUUCUUUUGUAAUGUUUGUAAGUUUUUUCAUUUUUGUUCACCAUGUUCGUAAUGUCUUUAUUUUCAAAAAAACAUCAUGGUUGACUUUUGGACGGGACUCGCUAUAUAGAGAUGGAGCCGCCAAAGUCAACCCGACUAUUUUUCCAUUUUGUAUGGUUUGUCGGUCUAGUUUGUAAUUUUUGUCCACCAUGUUCGUAUUUUUUCUAUGUCUAAAAAACAACCGGGCUGGCUUUGAGAGGGAACCCCUCUAUAGGGAUGGAGCAUCCAAAGUCAACCUGGUUAUUUUUUUCAUAUUUUACGGUUUAUAUUAUUGGUCGGUCUAGUUUGUAUUGAUUGUAUAGUUCGUAUGUGUGUAUUGUUUAUUGGUCUAGUUUGUAUAGUUCGUAUGUUUGUAUUGUUUGUAAAUAUGUUUGUAUGUUUUGUCGCUCUAGCUUCUACUAUUUGUAUGGUUUGUAAGUCCGAUUUGUAUUAGCCAAUGCUUUAUCAUUUUGAUUCUUAGUCAUUGUAUGUUUUAGUUUCUAUGCUAUUGUAGUCAUGGUUUAUAACACAUGUUAGGUUGUUAGGAAACUCUUAUGUGAUAUGCUUCUAUCCUAUACAUGUAUGUUUAGUUGGUGACACGAUUAUGCAUGCUUGUGUUUGAUUGAUGCUUGAUUAUUAGAUCAUCGAUGCUAUAGACAAUCUUUAUGGCUCGUAGCAUCGAUGCAUCUUUGAUUAUGUAACCUUAUCCCUUCCACUAUAACCAUCCUAAUCAAGCUUUCGCCACAUACAAAAAGAAUUAUGACUAGCUAAUAUAAUGUCUGCUUUCGCUUCAUGCCACUACACUAAUUAAUUAAACAAGAAAGUAUAGGGAUAACAUUAACUAUUUAGGUCCUCUAUAAACCAUAGUAAUGGUCUAUAGCAAUGAUGAUCGAAGGUAUCAAGCAUUGGUAUCACAUAGGUAUGCAUAGUCACGUCCAACUAACUAUACAUACACGAGGCAAAGACGUAUGGAGUUCCUAUGCAACCUAUGAUGAUAUUAUAACCAAUACCAUACAUAGUACCACGUAAUAAAUGAUAUAUGCAUCA